Messenger RNA from Crotalus tigris (Tiger rattlesnake), 9505 nucleotides. RefSeq names its product phosphoinositide kinase, FYVE-type zinc finger containing (gene PIKFYVE). Gene Ontology annotation, biological process: phosphatidylinositol metabolic process; intracellular signal transduction. NCBI's taxonomy places the organism in Eukaryota, Metazoa, Chordata, Lepidosauria, Squamata, Viperidae. The record is from RefSeq and is a predicted model, not a curated record. Gene Ontology annotation, molecular function: 1-phosphatidylinositol-3-phosphate 5-kinase activity; metal ion binding; ATP binding. The coding region runs from base 359 to 6799 and encodes 2146 amino acids. The transcript is spliced from 42 exons.
AAAACUUCAGACAAAGCCAGAUCAUCAAUGAGAAUUGGUUCCCCCUUUCUCGUACACACUUGAUAACAGGUUCGCGGCGUUACCAGUCAUUAUGGCAUUGUACGCUCGAGCUAAACUGCAUUGAAAACUUUGGUCGAUGAUUGCAGGGUCGCCUGUGUGCGUUUGGUUCAUCUCUCCGGCAUCAAUUGGAUUGCCUGCGGGAGGCCGGAGCAGAUGGCGCUGGAAUAGCUCCUCCUCCGCCGAUUUGCUUUCGUAGGGGAAGAAACAGGAAGUGGAUGGUGAGGAGGGAGCGAGUGCAAGCCGGGUCAGCUGCUCUCUUAGCCGGGCGUCUUGGUUCCGUUUGGCCGCUCCCUCUUUGAUGGUGUUGCCUCUUGGAGAGCAGAUCGCAGGAGACCCGUGGCGGGAGAUAGAAAUAGCCUGCUGGAGCCUACCGAGAGGCGGGAUUCAUGAAAUGGCCACAGAUGACAAAACGUUCCCCACACUGGAAUCUGUGAAUGAUUUGCCUUACUCUCCUGGCAGCCCAUCUCACCUGACGCACUUCAAACCUUUGACUCCUGACCAGGAUGAGCCUCCAUUUAAAUCUGCAUACAGUUCUUUUGUAAAUCUUUUUCGCUUCACUAAGGAUGAUGGACGACUUGCACCCUCUGUUGAGAGAACAGAGAUUGGGCAGGGGGAUCAUCAGCAGACACUGAAUGCAAAUUGGUCAAGCCCAGAACACUCCUCAAGAUCGCAGUCGUUGAGGUCAUCCCCUAUAGCUUACAAAAAAACACAACCUGCGGGGGAGCUGCAGCGACGAUCUUCUACAUCAUUAGACAAUCGAAGAAAAGAUCCUCCUCUUAGUGGUCAUGAUCCUAGGACAGCUGUUCAACUUAGAAGCCUCAGUACAGUUUUAAAACGCCUCAAAGAAAUCAUGGAAGGAAAAAGCCAGGACAGUGACCUCAAACAAUACUGGAUGCCAGAUAGCCAGUGUAAAGAGUGUUAUGACUGUAGUGAAAAAUUCACUACUUUUAGACGCAGACAUCACUGUCGGUUAUGUGGGCAAAUUUUCUGUAGCCGAUGCUGUAACCAGGAAAUCCCUGGAAAAUUUAUGGGUUACACAGGUGAUCUGAGAGCUUGCACUUAUUGUCGCAAAAUAGCCUUAAGCUAUGCACACUCCACAGAUGGUAACACCAUUGGGGAAGACUUGAACUCUUUAUCUGAUUCAUCAAGCUGUUUGUCAGUAUUGGAUCCUGGGGAACCCCGUACUCCUGUAGGUAGCAGAAAAGCUAGUCGUAAUAUUUUCCUGGAAGAAGAUCUUGCCUGGCAAAGCUUGAUUCAUCCAGAUUCUUCAUCCUCUACCUUAUCAACACGUCUUGGAUCAGUUCAGGAGGAAACAGGGAAGUCUCCUGCACGGAAUAGAUCGGCUAGCAUAACUAACCUGUCUCUGGAUCGAUCGGGGUCUCCCAUGGUGCCUUCCUAUGAGACAUCUGUCAGUCCACAAACUAAUCGAACCUACAUGAAGGAGACCAGUGAGGACGAACGCAAACUUCUUCUGGACUCAGUUCAGUUAAAGGAUUUGUGGAAGAAAAUAUGCCAUCACAACAGUGGGAUGGAGUUUCAAGAUCAUCGCUACUGGCUGCGUACCCACCCCAACUGCAUUGUAGGAAAGGAGCUGGUCAAUUGGCUUAUAAGGAAUGGCCACAUCACUACUAGAGCUCAAGCAAUUGCAAUAGGGCAGGCUUUAGUAGAUGGGCGUUGGCUGGAUUGCGUCAGUCACCAUGAUCAAAUCUUUAGAGAUGAGUAUGCACUCUACAGACCAUUACAGAGCACAGAAUUUUCUGAAACUCCUUCUCCAGACAGCGACUCUGUCAACUCCGUGGAGGGCCAUUCUGAGCCAUCGUGGUUCAAAGACAUAAAAUUCGAUGACAGUGACACAGAGCAAAUUGCAGAAGAAGGAGAUGACAAUCUGACUAAUUCUGCCAGCCCUAGCAAGCGUACCUCAGUCAGCAGCUUCCAGUCUGCCAUGGACAGCGACUCAGCUGCUUCCAUCAGCCUGAAUGUGGAGCUGGACAACGUGAACUUCCAUAUCAAGAAGCACUCCAAAUACCCACAUGUGCCCCCUCAUCCUGCUGACCAGAAAGAGUAUAUGAUUGCUGACAAUGGAGGACAACAGAUGAUCUCAAUAAGUGAUGCAUUCAUCAAAGAGUCACUUUUUAAUCGGAGGGUUGAAGAAAAAUCCAAAGAGCUUUUCUUCACACCCCUAGGCUGGCAUCACAGCAAUCUGGAUCUGCUGAGGGAGGAAAAUGGGGAAAAACAGGCCAUGGAGAGGUUGCUCUCUGCUAAUCAUAACCACAUGAUGGCUCUGCUUCAACAGCUGCUAUACAACGAAGCGUUGUCCCUCUCUUGGCGAGAUAUCAUUGUGCCGGUGGUCUGCCAGGUGGUUCAGACGGUGCGACCUGAUGUCAAGAACAGAGAUGAUGACAUGGACGUUCGCCAGUUCGUCCAUAUCAAAAAAAUUCCAGGUGGAAAAAAAUUUGAUUCAGUAGUGGUGAAUGGCUUUGUAUGCACCAAAAACAUAGCACAUAAAAAGAUGAAUUCCUAUAUUAAAAACCCCAAAAUCCUUCUGCUGAAGUGUUCCAUUGAAUAUCUCUACCGAGAAGAAACAAAGUUUACAUGCAUAGAUCCCAUCGUCCUCCAGGAAAGGGAGUUUUUGAAAAAUUAUGUUCAACGAAUAGUGGAUGUCAGACCUACUUUGGUCUUGGUUGAAAAAACAGUGUCCCGUAUUGCUCAAGACCUGCUUCUGGAACAAGGAAUUACUUUGGUCAUUAAUGUUAAACCUCAUGUUCUGGAUCGAGUAAGUCGGAUGACCCAGGGAGAUGUACUGAUGUCAAUGGAUCAGUUGUUAACCAAACCACACCUUGGGACCUGCCAUAAAUUUUAUAUUCAGGUGUUCCAGUUACCUAAUGAGCAAACAAAAACUCUGAUGUUUUUUGAAGGUUGCCCUCAACACCUGGGCUGCACUGUCAAGCUGCGUGGUGCAGGAGAGUAUGAAUUGGCUCGAGUGAAGGAGAUCCUUAUUUUUAUGAUCUGUGUGGCCUAUCAUUCCCAGUUGGAGAUCUCCUUCCUUAUGGACGAGUUUGCCAUGCCUCCUCAGUUGAAUAAAAAUGGUUCCUUCCAGAGUCUGAUGGAAGAACAGGGGGAAGAAGAAGGGCAGCAAGAUCUGCUGAACAGAGAAUUUGACACAGUAGGAAAAGAGGCUGAUGUAGUCUCAGACAAGUUGCCUGUUAUAUCUGAAUCUGUGUCUCUAGAUGAGAUAGGCUCCCUUGAAGAACAGACUUUGACAGAAGAGGAUGACCAGAUCAGUGGUGAUUUACAAGAAGCUGCUCUCCAGAAGCAGCAAGGGUAUCCUCUGGUGGAUUCGUUUUACAGACCAAAAAUAAUUACUGAAGCACUUUUACCUCUUGACUUGACUGAACAACAACUAGGAAUUUUAGAUACAGAACAGCUGGAACUUCUAGGGGUAAUUAAUGACUACCAGGAACCUAAAAGUCAGGCCAGGGAGUUUAGAGAUCCUUUGCAAGAUGACACUGGGUUGUACAUCACAGAGGAAGUGACUUCCUCUGAAGAUCGUCUCAAAACUUUUUCUUUAGCAUUUAAACAAGAACUGAAGGAUGUUAUUCUCUGUAUUUCCCCAGUAAUCUCAUUCCGUGAGCCAUUUCUGUUAACAGAGAGAGGCAUGAGAUGUCCCACUAGAGAAUAUUUCUCAGAGCAGGUUUUUUUUUCUCCUCUGCUCAACAAGGAGUACAAAGAACUGGAUAUCAGAAGGAAGAAACAAUUGUUAAGGGAUCUCUCUGGACUACAAGGGAUGAAUGGAAGCGUCCAAACCAGGCCUAUCCAGAUUCUACCUUCUCAUGAACUUGUUAGCACCAGAAUUGCUGAGCCUCUGAACAGUAGCUCAAGCUUGGCCAGAUUGGUAGCUGACUUCCGAGCCAGAGGAGGAAGGAUUGUGCAGAAAGACUGCGCAGACCCAUUUGUUCAAUCUAAAGAAACAUCUGCUGUGAAAUUAGGAGUCAGGAGUGAAGAUGAUGAAAAGAUGUUCAUUCAAAAUGAAUCUCUAUGGUCUCAAAAAGUGGACUGCCUUAGCUGUACAAACCAUCAGAGACUGUGUGUUUUGUUCAGUAGUUCUUCAUCCCAGUCUGGCAAUGCUCCAAGUGCCUGCGUUAGCCCAUGGAUGGUAGUAAUGGAGUUCUAUGGGAAGAAUGAUCUCACUUUAGGAGUAUUUCUAGAAAGAUAUUGUUUCAGGCCCUCCUAUCAGUGCCCAAAUAUGUUCUGCGAAACACCAAUGGUGCACCACAUCCGUCGCUUUGUCCAUGGACAAGGCUGUGUACAAAUCAUAUUGAAGGAAUUGGAUUCUCCGGUGCCUGGUUAUCAGCAUACAAUUCUCACUUAUUCCUGGUGUAGACUUUGCAAGCAGGUAACACCUGUGGUUCCACUUUCCAAUGAUUCGUGGUCUAUGUCCUUUGCCAAAUACCUUGAACUCCGCUUUUAUGGCUACCAAUAUACCCGAAGAGCCAAUGCUGAACCAUGUGGCCACUCCAUGCAUCAUGACUACCACCAGUAUUUUUCCUAUAAUCAGAUGGUGGCAUCUUUCAGCUAUUCUGCUAUACGGUUACUGGAGGUAUGUGUUCCUCAUCCUAAGAUCUAUAUCAAACGUCAAGUACCACUGAAGAUUACCAUGCUUCAAGAUCUGAAAGACUUUUCUCAGAAGAUUUCUCAGGUGUAUAUUGCUGUUGAUGAGCGCCUCACUUCUUUGAAAACAGAUACAUUUAGCAAAGCAAGGGAGGAGAAGAUGGAAGAUCUCUUUGCCCAAAAGGAGAUGGAGGAAGUGGAAUUUAGAAACUGGAUAGAGAAAAUCCAAGCAAGGAUGCUUUCUUCUUCAUUUGACACUCCUCAGCAGCUGCAUUCAAUUUCUGAAUCUUUAAUAGCCAAAAAGCAAAGUCUCUGUGAGAUGUUGCAAGCAUGGAAUAACAGGCUGCAAGAUCUCUUCCAGCAAGAAAAAGGGAGGAAGCGCCCCUCUGUGCCACCGAGUCCUGGGAGAUUAAGGCAAGGUGAUGAGAAUAAGAUCAGUUCAAUGGAUGCAUCUCCUCGCAACGUUUCUCCAGCACUUCAGAAUGGUGAGAAAGAAGAUCGUUUCUUGACUACUCUGUCCAGCCAGAGUUCUACCAGUUCUUCUCUGCUCCAGCUUCCCACUCCUCCAGAGGUUGUAUCUGACCAAUUGACAGGAGGGUCCACCUCUGCCAAUAUUCUCUCUGAUCCAGAUGCAGCUGGCAGCUCAGAAGAUGUGUUUGAUGGGCAUUUGCUAGGCUCUGUGGAUAGUCAGGUGAAAGAAAAAUCUACCAUGAAGGCUAUUCUAGCAAAUCUGUUACCUGGAAAUAGCUACACUCCGAUUCCAUCCCCCUUUGAGCCUGACAAGCAUUACUUAAUGUAUGAGCACGAACGAGUUCCUAUUGCUGUCUGUGAAAAGGAACCAAGCUCCAUCAUCGCCUUUGCUCUCAGUUGCAAGGAAUACAAAAAUGCCUUAGAUGAAUUAUCAAAAUUGUUUUUGAAGAGCAGUAUUGAAGAAGGAUUUCAGUCAAACAGUAUGGCUGAGAGCAGAGUGAAGACCAACAGUCCAGUCCGAAUACCUGAAACGAAUGUGGGGCAGGCAAGCCAAACAACUGAAGCUGAACAAUCAAAGAAGCCAUAUGGAGUUCUGUCCUUCUUCCGUGGCACAGGAGGGAAAAGUCCAGAUCUAUCUUCUCAGAAAAAGGAGACCUUGCGUGGAGCUGACAGUGCCUACUACCAAGUUGGGCAGACAGGGAAAGAGGGGGCAGAGAACCAAGGAGCAGAAACUCAAGAUGAAAUAGAGGGAAGUGACGCACAAAAGAAGCAGCUUGGAAAUCCACAUGUUGAACUUCAAUUCUCCGAUGCUAAUGCCAAGUUUUACUGCAGGAUUUACUAUGCAGGGGAGUUCCAUAAAAUGCGUGAAGUGAUUCUUGGAAGUAGUGAAGAAGAUUUUAUCCAUUCUCUCUCUCACUCACUGCCUUGGCAGGCAAGAGGAGGGAAAUCAGGAGCUGCUUUUUAUGUGACUGAAGAUGACCGAUUCAUCUUGAAACAAAUGCCUCGCCUGGAAGUCCAGUCCUUUCUUGACUUUGCCCCGCAUUACUUCACAUACAUUACUAAUGCCGUUCAACAAAAGAAACCCACAGCUUUGGCCAAGAUUCUUGGUGUUUAUCGAAUAGGCUAUAAAAACUCUCAGAACAACACAGAAAAGAAGCUUGAUCUGCUGGUCAUGGAAAACCUCUUCUAUGGCAGAAAAAUGGCUCAGGUUUUUGACCUGAAAGGUUCUCUGCGAAAUAGAAAUGUGAAAACUGACACAGGAAAAGAAAGUUGUGAUGUGGUUCUGCUGGAUGAAAAUUUGUUGAAGUUGGUGCGUGAUAAUCCCUUGUACAUCCGUUCUCACUCCAAGGCUGUGUUGAAGGCUUCCAUUCACAGCGAUUCUUACUUCCUCUCCAGCCAUCUCAUAAUCGAUUAUUCUCUUCUCGUGGGCAGGGAUGAUACCACUAAUGAACUUCUUGUUGGAAUUAUCGAUUACAUUCGCACAUUUACUUGGGAUAAAAAACUUGAAAUGGUGGUGAAGUCAACAGGGAUCUUAGGAGGACAAGGUAAAAUGCCAACUGUGGUAUCUCCGGAAUUGUACCGUACUAGAUUUUGUGAAGCAAUGGAUAAGUACUUUUUGAUGGUACCGGAUCACUGGACAGGCCUGGGCUUGAACUGCUAAGAUAAAAUGGUACAACGGAAUGAUUUCUUCUGAUUCAAAAAGGAUAUAACAGAGGACUGUCUUUCUCCAUUCCCAUCCUCAGCUCACCUCUGACAUCAGCAGCUCAAGGGUCUUCUGCUACAGCCUUCAUAGCUAGGCUUUCUUGCCAUAUGAAUUUGCUCUUGAGAUGCCAGCACCGCAGUGGAAGAAGCAUUUGGUUUUCCGAAUCAGAAUGUUAACUUCCACGAAACCUGAAAUGGACAGGUCUGGGACCAAGGGGGAGCUUGUCAGAAAUUACGCGGCAUUGUAUUGAUGCACUGAUUAGCCAGUGGCUUUUGUGAACAAUCAAAACAAUGGUCUUAAUCAUAGGGGGCAUACUGGCCCCGCCAACUGCAGUUUUGAUUCUGUUGUCUUUAAUCAUGAGGAACCAAGCGAGACUGUUAAUAGUGCUGCCCCUGUGGUAGGAGUUUAUUUUGUAAGCGUUAUUGUGUAUUGUGUGAUUUGUUACGCACUGGAUUUAUUUUGCAAUUUUCCGUUGAGCAGUAUUUUGAUUAUUUUAAUCAUUUCAUACAUCCCAUAUGGCCAUUUGGAGCCCUGUUUUAAUGUUGUACAGUUUUUGUAUGGUCUGAUAUUUUAUUGGAGGGCUACUUCUCUUUAUGAAUUCUAAUUUAGGCUUGAAACAAAUUUCAGAAAAGUUCAGGUUCAAAUAUAUAUGUGCCCCAAAGGUAAAUAUUUUCUCAAGUGGAACCUCUGUGGUUGAGUGUCAGUCUCAAACCACUAGGUGUUACUUUAAAAUAUGCCUUUAACUCUUAUUCCAUUCUCUCUUUUUGUCACAGCAAAAUAUUGGGAUGUUUUUGAUCAGAUUUUAUUUUACUUCAAUAACUAAUAGCUACUUGAUAAAAACAUUAUCCUAGUUUCUUUUCAUUUUAGCGCCAUUUGAGGAAUGUACUAUUGAUGUUGCUGUGCUGCACAUACUCAGGUUGUAUUAAUAAAUUAGGCUGUUAAAACAGUAGUUCCUUUGGCACCACAAAACAUUUGCAGUUGUGGUAGAUGCUCUGAACAAGAAAAGAAACAGGAGGAGGUAUGAGGAGGAUAUGGGUGGGUGGCAAAUUAGACUUCAUGGGUAAAGAUUUGGGUACUUUUACAAAUUGAGAGUAAGCACUUUUUUUAGUAUUUUUUGUAAAUACAAAAUGUUUACUACAUUAAAAACAUGUGUCAUUAAGCAGAUAAAUUUGUAGCCUUACUGAUUGUCUACCACUUGGCUUGAGCCCAAGUUGUUGGUUGAAUUGAUGUAAGUUUUCCCUUUUGAUUACUCUUCUGGUUGCAGCCAGGAGCCUUAAACCUACACUAUUUUUCAUAGCCUAAGGAAAAUUACAGCAUUCCAAGGAGUCAUUAAAUUCUGGCUUAGAGACAGUUGAUGAUGCAUGUGUGGACUAGGUUGUAGGUUGGAUUUUUCAUGGGGAAGUUAAAAUCUUAAAUCUGCUUUUGUGACUAGUCUUGUUUAAAUUUGUCUGAAGUAAUAAAAUUUUUUAUAUGAAACCAGAUAAUCAUUUGAAUAAAUUAAUGUUUAUAACCAAGUUUUUAUUCUGUUUAUAUUCAUUUUAUUUAUUUAUUUAUUUAGGGCUAUUGAGUAAAAGUCAUUAGCUUUGAUAUCAGUGAAAAAACACAUUCCUUAAUUAUUCAUUACUUAAGCAGCAGUAUUAGUAUUUAGUUGGUACAAAGUAAUUUGAAACAAAUGUCUGAAUUUAAAGAACAAAAUAUAGCAUGAAGUAACUUUCCAUGGAUCACUUCUUUUGCUAAUUAUCCAGAGGUCAAAAUAUUUGUAGGCAGUUGUGAGUAAUGAAUAUGCAUAUUAAUACACAAGUAGCAACUGAAAAUGUCAUAUUCGAAUUCUAAUGUAACUUCCUUGCCAUAAUUGAAGCAUAUACACACAUGUACACCCUACACACGCAUCUGUCCUGAUAUACACAAUACACCCAACUAAUGUAACUUCCAACAAGAAUUAAGGGUGAUUGGAGUUCUGCAUCAUGGAAAAAUAUUCAGGAGCACCUUAGCUAGAAAGUAAAGCAGUUUUUUUCUUUUUAAAAUGAAUUCUGUUGAAGAUUGUCCAUAACAUUUCAAAUUCUGUUAAUAGUGAUUUCUUUACAUUUUGAAAAAAAUAAUAAAUACCACUCAACAUUUUAUACCAGAAAUUUGUAUGGUGGUCCCCCAAAUCUUGAUACGUUAUUUAGUUUGUCACCUCUUUAAAUUGAUAUGGAGUGUUAACACAGUAUUCUGGAAGCAAAUAUUUUGAACAGUAUUCAAGUUGUACUCACUCUGAUAUGUUCCUUUUAAUUUUGAUAUGUAUAGAUUUCUUGUGUCUUUUGUGUCUAAUUAAGCCUAUAAUUGUGGGAAAGAUAUACUUCAUUAACUAUUCAGUUAGCAAUGGUAAGGGGUUAUGUGCAUAACACGCAACUUAAUAGGUGAUCCAUAUUCCUACAACCUAAACAAUGGGCAUUGUUUAAUAUACUCCAACAAAUUAUCUGUGUUACAAUUGGGAAAAAUAAUUGAAUCAAAAUGUUAAAAAAUACCAUGUUAACCAUAAAAUAUUUUCAGAUUAUUUAUUUAAUGUAUAUAAUGUGCAUAUUUUUAUCAGUUGAGAUUUUUUUUAUGAUUCUGAUAUGUUAAGCUAUUUAAAUACAUUUGUCCAUUUACAAAAUUAUGUAUAGAGAGUGUAACAAUAAAAUA